Caenorhabditis sp. 36 PRJEB53466 is the source of this 5255-nucleotide messenger RNA. Lineage: Eukaryota; Metazoa; Nematoda; Chromadorea; Rhabditida; Rhabditidae. The record is from the annotation of a GenBank genome assembly.
AUGAGCGUCGCCACAAUUGAUGACUCUGGCGGCAAUCAACUCAACGAGGGACCUUCGACCGCUUCGCUAUUCACCGCCCUCGUAAGUCUUUUUCUUCUUUUCCGUCGUUAUCUUUUCCUCUAUACAAACGCGCGCGAAUACGGUAUCUCCUUCGCAAGAGUCACGUACACAAUCGAUGAGAAGCCAACCGUUCUAUACUUCCAGAUGCUCAGCCAACAGCCGUCCACCUCGUCUGCCGCUUCGCUGAAAUGCGGAUACUGUGGCCAAUUGCCGGUGCAACUCCAUCCGUGUCUCUUCUGCGGAACCGUCACAUAUUGCUCCGCCGAGCAUCAGGUUGGUAUCAUCGAGCCGUCAGAUGAUGCCGAUAAACAAGUGAAGGCGCUUUCUCAUUAGACAAACAAGUGUUCGCACGUAAGCUCUCCAUUCGCAUGCUUCUCCAGCGCUCUUCUGACUUUUGUACGUUGGCUUCUGGUGUCGUCGGCGUGACACUAAUCCCUUCCUCAACUUCGUCGUCUGGCUGAGAUGUCGUCAAAUUCAAAGUCAGAUGAUGAUGGCCACAGUUUCAGUCAAAUGUGUUUUUUGACCUUAUCACUUAUUCGUGACCGGUUUCUUCGCACCGUCACCUCAUAAAUGUCACGUGACUGUGAGCGGGUCGGCGAGCAAACCUGCGGAUAGCGCGAGAACGUGUCGAUUCGAACAUUUUGCGGACGAGCGCGGCAGAGGAGACCUUCUUGUGUUUGAAGCGCGCAGACGAGAGAGAGAGAGAGUUAGAGAGAAACACUCUAUGUUUAUUUGGAAGGGCACAAUGCGAAAGACCAGAAACUUCAUGGAAAUGCGACUGAUCACGACUGACCGAUUACAAAUCCUCCCGUUUUUGGCUCGUGCUCCGCUGCACAAAUCAUAGCGUUUCGCACGUCUUCUUCAACUUCAAAAGCAGCUGGAAAGGUUUUCAGUCGGAGACCAGAGAAACGGGAAAAGGGAAAGCAUUUCGAUUUGUGCUCGCCGAUUUAGCUGGAAUCAUCUAACUAGGGCACGCCUUUGCACUUUGCUUCUGAUGAAAAAACACAUCGCCAGAGUCACGUAGGCAAAAGUAGAAGAUAAAGGAACAGGCACGCCGGGAGACUAUUUGUGUACGUGUUCACCACGUGGACGUGUCUAAUUCCGUCGUCCGCGUGUUUUCCAAAAACAGCCGCGCCUCUUACGAAGUUGUGUUUAUUCCUCAUUCCCACUCAAUUUUCAGAAGUUUCACUGGAACACUCACAAGAUGCUGUGCAACUCUCUGACGGCAAGCGGCCUCGUCUCGAGUAACCUGAUGCCCGCGACGACGGCACCUCGGACCGUCUCAUUCGACGAUCCGACGCUGGCGGCCACCUCGCUGCUCCUGUCGCUCCAGAGCAAUCCGCUGCUGACACACGCCGUCAGCAGCUUCCAGCCAACAUUCUCUAUCGUCCCCCAAACAGAAUCGGAGCCAAUUCCUCAGCGGAAUCCAUUGGGGGCGACGGCGUUCGGCAGCGAAAAGAGCGCUUUCAAACCAUACAGAAGCACGCACGUCUUCAACUCGCUCUCCUCCGAAUCCAUCGCUUCUCUGGGCUUUGCUUCGCAAGCCUCGCUGGACCACAUGUCCUCUGCUUCGUUGGCAAUGUUUCCGUCGAGCAGUACCGCUCAGAGUGAUAUCAGCAACCUAGGUAACACAAAUUUUGUACGUAUCUCUGACUAAACUAUUGCUUUGCAGCUACCAUAUCCGCCCAAGUGCUGAGUCUCGCCAAGGAUUCGUCGGCACCAAUUGGUCUCGGAGUUCCAUCGACGUUAUCGACGCUUUCGAUGAAAAAGGAGCCGAUCGUCGUGGGAAAAGAGAAGUUCAUUCCGACCGACGAUCCGGAUAUUCAGGUAGGUCUUCUGAAAUCCCGUAAAGAUCACAACCACAACCGCCUUUCGGCUCGCUUCUGGGCGGACGUGCCGUUUUGCGAGCCCGCCCGGGAUUUACGUGAUUUGUGAGAAAAGUGGAGUUUGUGAAAGGAAGAAAUGCUCCACUGCCUUUGGCUCUCCACACACAUACACAUAAUUAUGAGGAACAGAAGAGAGCUGUUCAAAGGGCUCCGAAUGGCUACCGUAAUCCGUCUACCCCCCACGUGUCUGCUCUUUGCUCAUUCGCUUCGCUGCUUGUCUUCUCAUUAUCAUUAUUCUCUCUAUGUGAGCAAUCCUGACGACCCGAGGACCAGCACAAACUUAUUUAUUUCCCUCUCUCUCUCUCUCUCUUUCUCUAUCGACUUGUGCCACAAAAAGUGACAAAGUACACGUAGUAGGCGCUUCUUCCGGUUCCACCACUUCAUCCCGAGAAAAUGUUUUCUCCGAGUAGACGAGGAACGUCGUCUCGCCGAAAAUAAUAUGCGCGAAUGUCACGUAGUCAGAAAGCCGGAAAUUCACAUCAACACUUGGUUCGGAAUCUGAAAAAGAAAAGGGGAAAGAGAAGAAAGAAGCGCACGUGAGUUGUGCGAGUCUGGGGUACGGUAGUACGUAGACCUUUCUCGUUUACGUGCAGAUUUGUGCAGCCGACGCUUAUCGUUUCGUUAUCAGCUUCAAAAUGAGCGCCGCCUCUCUCUCUCUCUCCCUCUCUAUCCUUUCCAUUCUCGAAUUCAUUUCGGCACGUUUUUCCGUAUUCACUCGCUUUUCCGCAUCACGCACGCUCCCUUUCCCUCUCGCCGCCGUUGUUUUUAGUUUUCCUGAAUCGUUCCUCGCAUUCCGCACGUGUGCCUAAUUCUCUUCCUCGAUUCCAAACCGUAUACCAGCACGUCUCACUAAACGUGCAAAACGAAACGAUUCGUGCGCACAUCGUCACGGUGUCUCCUCCCUUCUCUGCAGCCCCCGACGACCGCCCUGUCUUCAUCUUCUUCUUCUUCUUCUUCUGCUUCCUUCCCUUCCGACUGCUUCUGUCUUUUCUGUUCUGUUCUUUUCAUUCGCAACUUUUCAUGCAAAUCAGAACGUUCCUCCUCGUCCGCUUCUCAAACUCGUCUCAUCCGUUUCUCUCAUCGCCAAUCGCACAGAUAUGCCAUUGCGCGCAAUCGCGACACCGCCAUCCUACUGUAGUCACACGCCGACGAUGUCUGCCGCCCAGAACCGCUGGUUGCCCUACCCGAAGAGAUCGGUAUGCGCGUGAACAGAUCAGACAGAUCAAAAAGUGUGUUGUGAGCCCAAAGAACGCACGCUUACUCAAACAUCCGCCACGAUUGCACAUUUUGUGCGAGACAGGUGUUGUUGCAAUUGCCACUGAAGACUGGGGUGUGUUGUGAUCCUUGCAAAAACGCCGGGAGGGAUCUAUGACAUCUCAUUACUUCUUUCCAGAUCAUCGAAACAGAGGGAAGCUCUUCGAAGGGCAUCUCGCGACCUCGCAAAAGGCCAACGCCCUCGAACUCGGCUGAUCCGAAGAUCAAGUACAAGGAUCACAGCAAGAACUGUGUCUAUUCGGUAAGUGAGAGGAUAACCGAAAAAAUUUCGACCGAGGCAGGACUCGAACCUGCAGUCUUCGGUUUAGGAGACCGACGCCUUAUCCAUUAGGCCACACGGCCACGGCCGAGAGCGCCGCGAGACGGCAGUUAUAUAGCGAUGAAGAAUCAGACGAGCAGAGAGAAAGAGAGAGAGAGAGAAAGAGAAAGGGAGGGUGACCCUUCUUGCUUUGCAGACAACGCUCCAGGAACACCAGCGACAUAUACAGAGUCGAGGAAUGGCGUUCAACCAGCACCAUGCGAUGAUUUUGAGAUUGAAAGUAGGUUACCGUAAUCUUGCACUUCUACAGUAAUCCGAUACGUUACAGUAUAUUGCCGAACACGUGAUCAGAAGCCUCAACGAAUUCGGAUGGGCCGUCGUGGACAACUUUAUGGGCAAAGAGAAGUUCAAGUAUACAGCGAAGUAGGUGUGAUUCAUUGGGGCAUGAUGGUGGUUAGUCAACAAGAGACCAGAUGUUGAAUUCUCACGUAAAUUCUCCUUUCUCAUGGUCCAUCGCAACUGGAGAAUAGAGAAUAGCAGCGUUUCUCCGAUCAGAAAACAAUGCUCGACCGCUUUCAGAGAGAUCGAAAUGCUGCACUCGAGGGGACUGUUCAGCCCGGGCCAACUGAUGGAGGGCAAGAAUAAGGACGAGGUGCACAUCAAGGACAUCCGUUCCGACCACAUCUACUGGUUCGACGGAUGCGACGAGCGAGCCAAGGACGCCGCCAGCACUCGUUUCCUGAUCUCGAUGAUCGACUCUGUUAUCAAACAUUUCAAUAAGCGCAUCGAUCAUAAUAUCGGAGGGCGAUCCCGUGCAAUGCUUGCCAUCUACCCCGGAGAUGGAACCCGUUAUGUGAAGCAUGUGGACAAUCCGGUGAAGGACGGAAGAUGCAUUACCACCAUCUACUACUGUAACGACAACUGGGAUAUGACCAAAGACGGCGGUGCUCUCAGACUGUACCCGGAGACCUCGAAGACCCCGAUGGACAUUGAUCCUCGGGCCGACCGGCUCGUCUUCUUCUGGUCGGACCGUCGCAAUCCGCACGAAGUGAUGCCUGUCUACCGUCAUCGCUACGCAAUCACCAUCUGGUACAUGGACAGAAGCGAGCGGGACCGGGCGAUGGCUCGUGGAAAAGAGGCGGAUGCCGCCAGCGCCGCGAAAAAAGAGAACGAUCCAACGCUUCCACGCAAGAAUCCCAGCUCGCACGAUCUUUCGCCCAUCGACUUCGGCUCCUUCCCGACGACUUCUUCCGAUCCGGGGCUCGCAUCCAGAGAAGACAGAGGUGAGCCUUCCGAGCAUCCACUACUGUCCCCGAUACCCCCUGCUUGGUGUGCUGAUGCUUGUGACAUGUCUGUGGUGUUUUCAGUUGAAGUCGUCUCCGAGUUCACAUCCUCUUCAAGUCUGACGGCUCCGGAAUCCACUGAUUCGGGUAAGAUGAUCGAUAUUGUCAGUAGACGGCGCUAAACUCUUUUUUGUUGAUUGAAAAUUGGAAAUUAGAGAUUAGAAAAAAUGGUAGAGCAUGGUUUGAUUGGUAGUGACCAUAGAAUGCAAAUAGGAAAACAGUAUCCUCAUAAUCAUUUGUAUUCCUAUUCCAGGAGUGUCCCUCUCCGCCCUCCACGACGGUCCGUAUCAUCCGAUGGACCGCGCCGGCAGUCUGCAAUCCAUCUCGGACCACUUCCGUUCGGGCGAACGCCGCAGCUCGACGAGCAGCGACCAGGAACUCGACGAGGGUCUUCCGCCGCCGCCGUCCGCCGAUCCGGAAUUCAUGAUCUGA